UUUGACCCUGAAUCUAUUCCACAAGAACCCAGCAAAAGCUGAGCCCCCCCAUCAGCUGAAGUUUCUGCACACUACCUUGUCUCGCAAAGGUCUGGAGGAGUUUUUUGAUGAUCCAAGAAACUGGGGAGAAAAAACUGUAAAGUCUGGGGAUGCAUGGAAUAUAAAGCAGCUAAGGGGCAAGAGUAGUGAAGACUUGCACAAACUUUGGUAUGUCCUACUGAAGGAAAAAAACAUGCUUCUAACUUUAGAGCAAGAAUCAAAGCGACAACUCAGGCCUAUGCCAAGUCCAGAACGAUUAGAAAAGGUACAAAAGUCUAUGAAAAAUAUAGACUUGGUUGUCAGAGAAAGAGAAAUUGCUUUGAGGCUUUUACAAACCGGCCAAGAAAAACCAGUACCUGGCGAGUGGAGACAUGACUUCUUAGGACGCACCUAUUGGUACACUUACAAGGAAUGGCCAAUACCAUGGUACUUGAACAAAAAACACCUAAAGAGGAAAUUCUAUUACUUACCUCAUGUGAAUCACUUCAUCAGACUCAGACUUGAAAAAUAUUUACGUACAAGGGCAAGAAGGCAAAACCUAGAGAGGACAAGGCGGAAGGUCUUGGAAAGGAAGUUCCCACACCUUGCUACAAAAUCUCAAAGCCAGUAAUGUGCUGCAAGAGAACUGCAAGGAUUUGGUCAAGUAUCUUUGUGACCAGAACAUGAAACAAGUUCUGAAACCAGUGAACAACUUGACUGAGCAUUCCUGAGAGUCUCCAUCAUCUUUUUUUUUUUUUUUUUAAUCCACAUGUGACCUAAAUUAAAUUUGUGAUCUGGAAUUAAAAAGUAGCUUUGGUGAAUAA
Messenger RNA from Pterocles gutturalis (yellow-throated sandgrouse), 842 nucleotides. It is a transcript of the gene MRPL47, whose product is annotated as mitochondrial ribosomal protein L47. Gene Ontology annotation, cellular component: mitochondrial large ribosomal subunit; mitochondrial ribosome. Gene Ontology annotation, molecular function: structural constituent of ribosome. The record is from RefSeq and is a predicted model, not a curated record. Lineage: Eukaryota; Metazoa; Chordata; Aves; Pterocliformes; Pteroclidae. Gene Ontology annotation, biological process: mitochondrial translation. The annotation marks the transcript as partial. The transcript is spliced from 6 exons.